Hippoglossus stenolepis (Pacific halibut) is the source of this 1103-nucleotide messenger RNA. RefSeq names its product histone H2B 1.2. The coding region runs from base 18 to 395 and encodes 125 amino acids. The record is from RefSeq and is a predicted model, not a curated record. Lineage: Eukaryota; Metazoa; Chordata; Actinopteri; Pleuronectiformes; Pleuronectidae. Gene Ontology annotation, molecular function: protein heterodimerization activity; structural constituent of chromatin; DNA binding. The transcript has a single exon. Gene Ontology annotation, cellular component: nucleosome.
UCUGAUCCACAGAAACGAUGCCGGAUGCAGUGAAGGCCUCAGCGCCCAAGAAGGGCUCCAAGAAGGCGGUGACCAAGGUCCCCGGUAAGACCGGGAAGAAGAGGAGGAAGAGCCGCAAGGAGAGCUACGCCAUCUACGUGUACAAGGUGCUGAAGCAGGUGCACCCCGACACCGGCAUCUCCUCCAAGGCCAUGGGCAUCAUGAACUCCUUCGUGGGCGACAUCUUCGAGCGCAUCGCCGGGGAGGCCUCCCGCCUGGCUCAGUACAACAAGCGCCGGACCAUCACCUCCAGGGAGAUCCAGACCGCCGUGCGCCUGCUGCUGCCCGGGGAGCUGGCCAAGCACGCCGUGUCCGAGGGCACCAAGGCCGUGACCAAGUACACCAGCUCCAAGUAAACUGCGGGACACCGCUUCCACCCAACGGCUCUUUUAAGAGCCACACACCGGCUCCAUGGAGACAAACGGUCCUGAUGGUUCAAUGUCCACACUCACACACUCACCACGUUUCAGAGUGAGUCUCGUGUCACAGACUCAAAGGACUCGUCCUGAAUCUGGAGACUUUACAAUAAGUCAAUGAACCAUAUUCAAUCUGAACUAAUGAUUCAUAACAUUCAUGUUCCGAGUCAGGUCGAGUUCAUUAAUCAUUAAAUCAAACAACUUCAAGAUUUCACGACACGUUAACGUUUCUUUAUCUAAAGAAUCAUAAACUCCACAUCACGUGUUUCAUCUUCUCCGUUAUGGGACCAACGAGUUUAUUUUAUUUAUCUUUUGAUUUCAGAAGAUAACGAGCCGCUGCUUUUCCCGCGUUUGAGCCGUUUUUCAAAACUCGCGCUUUUUGUUGACGUCACCAGGUCAGCUGAUCAUAAACCAACGGCUCUUUAUUCGAAUAGUUUUUGCACAAGUGAAAUAACGAUGGAAACAAAGAGCCUGAAUCUGGAGGCUCGUGAACUAAAUGAUUAAGAAGACGAGACAGUUAUUGAUUCAAUGUUUCGCUGUUGUAAUUAUUCAUUAUUUAGCUGUUUGCAUGUUAUUAUAGAAACUACUCGUCUGAGUUUCCAUCCAUUCACAUUGAACAUGUUCAGUUCAUGUAUUACUGAAGUGUGA